UGGAAUUGUAGAACAAUGGUUAAGAAUGAUCAAUCUACGACUGGUUGGAUCAGACGGUCGUUCAGGUUAGAUCUUUUUUCAAAGACGGGACCCACAUGUAGCCACUGUGAAAAUGAAGAAAAAAGGUCAGUGUCACAGAAACGAGAGGCUGCAACUGUGAGUUCUGAAAGAGCGCCUUCACCCGGGUUUCAUCAUCCCAAACCAGAAGAUAUGGCAAUGGCAGCGGCGGCAGCGGCGGCAGCAGCAGCAGCAGCGGGGGUGUUGUUAGGCCACUCAUCCUCUCUUCACUUUGGCAAAGCUGAGGGUGUUCGAGACAGAUGUUUUGUGAAGACAAAGAAGAAGGAAGAGGAUUUGGGGUUCGUGGCGUCAAAGUUGAGUGGCAUCAAAAUCUCGUAUCCUUCCACCGCAAUCCAUGCCGCCAAGCCCAUUUCUGUUCCUUUCAGAUCUCCCCUUCAACCCGUUGCCCGUAGGGUUUGUCCAUUCACUGGGAAGAAAGCCAACAGGGCAAACAGAGUGUCGUUCUCCAACCACAAGACUAAGAAACUGCAGUUUGUUAACCUACAGUACAAGAGGGUCUGGUGGGAGACAGGGAAGCGCUAUCUCAAAUUGCGCUUAUCCACCAAGGCAUUAAAGACCAUAGAGAAAAAUGGGUUGGACGCUGUUGCUAAGAAGGCUGGAAUUGAUCUUCGGAAAAAGUAGCUUCACCAGUUGAUUUUUUUGUACUUCUGUACUGUAUUGGUUUUAACAUUUGAGCUGUGUUCUUAUACCUCGCUACUAUUUUCAUAUUUUUUUCAACUUGAAAUUUCUCUUUUAGAUGUUUUACAAUAUCUUCUGCCAUCUGUGGCCAAUUAAAGGCAAUCUUGAGCUUUGAAUUCA
This is a messenger RNA of Macadamia integrifolia, 876 nucleotides long. Its product is annotated as 50S ribosomal protein L28, chloroplastic-like. The transcript is spliced from 2 exons. Gene Ontology annotation, molecular function: structural constituent of ribosome. Gene Ontology annotation, biological process: translation. The coding region runs from base 16 to 699 and encodes 227 amino acids. The record is from RefSeq and is a predicted model, not a curated record. NCBI's taxonomy places the organism in Eukaryota, Viridiplantae, Streptophyta, Magnoliopsida, Proteales, Proteaceae. Gene Ontology annotation, cellular component: ribosome.